UUGAACGUGGUUUUGGCUGCUGUUAUCGGCGUAGAGUGCAGAGCGUGGCUGUUGAAUCGUCGUAGCUGCCGUCUUUUCACCGAAUUGCAAACUUUCGGCAAGUGUGUACUGCACACACUUCCGCCGUCGUGUUACUGGUUUUAUUGCUUGGAGUUUCAUUCAGUCAAGAUGCUGAAUAACUCAGCCAGCAUCAAGGACCGGGAGACGCUCUACAGACUCAUCAUUAGCCAACUGUUCUACGACGGGCAUCAGACGCUCGCAGUCAGCCUGUCCAACAUGGUGAAAGCGCACCCUGCGUGCCCUCCGUCGGACAGAUUGCUGAACAUUGUCAGUGCCGGCCUACGAGUCGAACAAGAGUCAAAAGGCAGCAAGGUCUCGAACUUAGACCAGCUUUACAUGGGACCUGGAAUCGACUUGGAGUACGAAACCGAAGCCGCCUCCCUCGCACCUGAGCCUGCAUUGUACGAGACCUGUUAUGUCACAUCCCACAAGGCACAGUGCAGAGCAGGAACAUUCAGCCGAGAUGGACAACUUGUUGCGACUGGCUCAGCUGAUGCUUCUAUUAAGAUCCUUGAUGUGGACCGUAUGCUCGCCAAAAGUGCCAUGCCUCCCGAAGUGGCGGCGCAGGAGUCGGCACAGCAGAACAUGGAGACGCACCCCGUCAUUCGCACCCUCUACGACCACAUUGAGGAGGUGACGUGCCUCGAGUUUCACCCGCGGGAGCAAAUCCUGGCAUCUGGCAGCAGGGACUAUACUGUCAAGUUCUUUGACUUCUCAAAACCGUCUGUGAAGCGAGCAUUCAAGACAGUUCAUGAGGCCGAAAUGGUGCGAUGCCUAGCGUUCCACCCAUCUGGCGACUUCAUAUUGGUGGGAACCCUGCAUCCCACCUUACGGCUCUACGAUGUCAACACGGCCCAAUGUUUCGUGUCAUGCAUUCCUUCGGAUCAGCACAAGGGUGCCAUAAAUGCGGUUCGUUACAACAAUACCGGCAAGCUGUACGUGUCUGCUUCCAAGGACGGCGACCUGAAGCUCUGGGAUGGCGUGAGCAACAAGUGCGUCUGCACGUUUCCGCAGGCCCACGACGGCAACGAGGUCUGCUCCGUGGUCUUCUCUCGCAACGGGAAAUACGUCCUGUCAAGUGGCAAAGAUUCCAUCGUGAAGCUCUGGGAGCUGUCCAUGUCCCGGUGUCUCAUUGCCUACACGGGAGCAGGAGCAACUGGGAAGCAGUCUCACAGGGCUCAGGGAAUCUUUAAUCACACAGAGGACUAUGUUCUCUUCCCCGACGAGAAGACCACCAGUCUGUGCAGCUGGGACUCGAGAAACGCUGAACGGCAGCGUUUGCUUUCCUUGGGCCACAACAACACAGUUCGUAAUUUGGUCCAUUCUCCAACGGGCCCGGCCUUUCUGACGUGCAGCGACGAUUUCAGGGCUCGUUUCUGGUAUCGUCGUGUAGAGGCCGUGGACUGAACAAUGCCAUGCUGUUGUUUAAAUGGACAACAUCCACCGCACAAAUCAUGCCUUGUCUGAUAGUCUUGCGUCCACAGUCAUCCAUUCUUGUGACAAGAAACGACACUCCAAGCGUGAAAUAAAGUGUUUCUUUAUGCCUUGUUUUUUUUUUAUGACAAAA
Messenger RNA from Rhipicephalus microplus (southern cattle tick), 1627 nucleotides. RefSeq names its product cleavage stimulation factor subunit 1 Cst50 (gene CstF50). The record is from RefSeq and is a predicted model, not a curated record. Lineage: Eukaryota; Metazoa; Arthropoda; Arachnida; Ixodida; Ixodidae. Gene Ontology annotation, molecular function: protein binding; RNA binding. Gene Ontology annotation, biological process: mRNA 3'-end processing. Gene Ontology annotation, cellular component: mRNA cleavage stimulating factor complex.